UCCAUGCUAAUAUUAAAAUUAAUAUUUAAAAUUUAUUUAAUCUAAAUUAAUCAAAAAUAUAAUAAAAUUAUUAUAACAAUAUUAAUAACUGUUAUAUUAAAAAUAAAAAUAUAAUUGUUAUAUUGUAAAAAGAAAAAAAUAUAACAAUAAUGUUAGCUUGUGUAUGUCGACCCGUUACAGGGUCAUUGCCAAAACACCCGGCAUCUGUGAUGCCAAUAGAUAGAUCAAAUUCUUCAGUUGUUACAAGUGAACCAAGAAUAGGUAGUUUAAAUUCAGCAUUAAGAUCAAAGGUGCCCGGCAGGCCAUCACCUGCUGAAUUAAGGGCAAUGGCAUUACGUCAACAACAACAAAUUGAUUCACAGCAUCAGCUGUUAGCUGCCAAAGAACAACGUUUACGUUUCCUUAAAGCACAAGAAGCACGUGGUGCUGCUGCUGCUGCUGAAGGUGAACGAUUACGUAGAUUAAGAGAACGUGUUGAAGCUCAAGAAUCAAAAUUAAGACGUUUAAGAGCAUUAAGGGGCCAAGUUGAUUUACAAAAAACAUAUAACGUAACAUUAAGUAAUGACUUGGACUCGAUUCGUGCACUUUUUAGUGAAAAAGAGAAAGAACUUAGUUUGGCGGUAGCAAAAGUUGAAGCUUUAACAAGACAACUUGAAGAACUUAGACGUGAUAGAAGAGGACCAUUAAAUUUAAUACCAGGAAAUGGAAACGGUCAACCAUUAUCAUCUCCUGCGGCUAGAGAAUUAGAAAAGUUACGAAGGGAAUUAAUGUACCGAAACCAAUUAUCACUUCAACAAGAUGCACGAUUACAUUUGCAACGUGAAGCUUUACAGCAACGUCAAGCAGAAUUAAGAUCAGUAGAUCAAAGAAUAUUAGAAUUACAAACACGGUUACAGCGAAAAAAGGCAUCAAAUUUAGUUCAACAACAACAACAGGCAAGUCCAAUAUUAAAUACUUUAAUAAAUCAAACACAUCAUCAGCAACAACAGCAGCAACAGCAACAACAACAUAUCCAACAACAGCAUAUCAAUCAGCAAAUAAGUCAAAAACAAUCACUUCAACAACAACAACAGCUGCAACAAAAUGCGCAACAUCAUCAACAGCAGCAGCAUCACUUGCAACAACAACAACAGCAACAUAAUCAACAACAUCAAUUACAACAACAAAAUUUGCAUCAACCUAAGAAGCAGAUUCCUUCUUUAAAUAACGUUAAUAAUAAUCAACAAUCAAAUCAUCAAUCACAAACUUUAUCAACAACAGCGCCAGCUACAACAUCUUCUUCUAUUUCAUCAUCUUCUAAUUCUAAUGUUAGUAAUCAACAAUCUAAUCAAUCUCAUCAUUCUGGUAUUCCAUUAAGUGUUAGGCCAUCAAAUAGUGUAUAUCCCUCGCAAAGAAUUUUAACACGUAGUAAUGUUGCUGCAGUUGAACCUUAUAUACAUACACCACAAAAAUCAACAAUAACAACAUCAUCUGCAACUUUACAAAAUAAUUUACUCAGUAAACAAUCAGCAGCCACCUUAAAUACAAAUCAACAAAAUCAAUUAAUUCAAGAUUUAACGAAUCUUAAAUUAAAUUUAACAAAUGUUAAUGCAAAUAUUAAUGUUAAUCAUUUAUCGUAUGCUGAAAGUGAUGAAACAAAAUUGGCUAGACAAAAAUUAGGAACUACGACAAAGGGUAAUUUGAGUUCAUCACAACAUGUACCAUCGCACCAAUUACAGCAGCAACAACAACAGCAACAUAGUCCACGUGAUUCGGCUAGUGAUUCAUCAAAUUCAGUUACAAUAACAAAAUCAAAAUUGCCUUAUAAAUCUACUUUAAAAUCAAAUUCAAAUCAAAUAUCAACCACAACAACAACUACUAAUUUAAGUCCAAAUUCAAUAACAAGCUCCAAAUCACAUUCAUCAAAUGAUGGUAUUGAUACUGAAAAUAAAUUAAAUGAUACAUCAAAUCAAAUUGAAAUAUCUAAUACAACAGUUGCAAAUAAAAAUUCAACACAAAAAUUAACAGUUCAUAGUAUACCAUUGAGUACGGCGAAUAAAUCUGUUGCAACAGCAGUAUCAACAGCAUCUACGACAACAAUACCUACAUUAGGUGGUAGUAAUACUAAUAAUAGCAAUAUCUCAUCAAAUAAUUCAACAAACAAUAGUACACGUGAUGAAAAACCUGCUGUUAAACCUAAAGCUUUACAUCAAAUUCCAUCUGGAAAUUUAGUUGUACCACCAAGAAAACCAAUUAGUAGUGUAGCACCAACUUCUAUUACUCAUACUUCAGCUAUCCCAAAAAUUGUUUCACAUAGUCCAAAAGUUAAUAAAGUUGCACCGAACAUAAUAACAUCAAUUGUGUCAUCAACGGAUUCAUCUAAUGAUAAAUCAUCACCAAGACCUGCCUUGCCACCUAAACCAAAUAAGUCUUCACCUCCAGCAGCACCUACGCACACAUCAUCAACAGCGGCAACUUCAACUACUACAGACAGUACGAUAACACCAACAACAACAGCAACCAUAGCAAAUAACAAUAACAAUAACAAUAAUAAUAAUAAUAGCAAUUUUAGUAGUAAUAGUAACAUACCACAACCAUCUGUUAUAAAUGCCAUAAAUAAAGCACCAAUAUCAGAACCAAAUGAUUCAACAAAUUCUACAACAAAUUUUCCAUCAUCUAAUCCUGAUAAUUUACCAAUUAAAGCAAAACCACUUACAAUACGUAAGCAACCAUUAUCAGAACAACCACGUUUAAAAUCACAAACAUCCGGUAUAAAACCCAUACAAUAUCAAACAAGAAGAAUUGAAAUGCCAACAGCAUUUCUUUUUCCGAAUUCAAAUGAUAAAAUUGAUAAAGGAAAUAAUAACAAUAAUAAUAAUUCAAAUAUACCAUCUAGUUCUUUACAAAAUCAACAACAACCACUUAAUCCACUUGCUAUACAACAGCAACAAAAUCAAAUACCAUCAAUACCAAGUCCGGCUAGUGCAAGUAAUACAAGUACAGCUGAUGAAACAGACCGUUCUGCUAGUUCAUCAACAUUAAAUGAAGAAGGUAAAUCACCAGAUGAUAUUAAACGACGCCUUAGACAUACAGGUACUACAAAUGAAAAUGGUAAAGUAAAAUUAACAAGACGCGUUAGUUUUGAUCCAUUGGCGCUACUAUUAGAUGCUAGUUUAGAAGGUGAAUUAGAAUUGGUUAAGAAAACUGCAAUGCAAGUAACAAAUCCAAGUGCAGCAAAUGAUGAAGGUAUCACAGCAUUACAUAAUGCGAUAUGUGCUGGUCACAUUGAAAUUGUCAAAUUCCUUGUUGAAUUUGGCUGUGAUGUUAAUGCUCAAGAUUCUGAUGGUUGGACACCACUUCAUUGUGCUGCCAGUUGUAAUAAUUUAGCAAUGGUUAAAUUUUUAGUUGAAAAUGGUGCUUGCCUAUUUGCUGCAACAUUAUCAGAUCAUGAAACACCAGCUGAAAAAUGUGAAGAAGAUGAAGAAGGUUUUGAUGGAUGCUCAGAAUAUUUAUAUAGUAUUCAAGAGAAAUUAGGAAUAUUAAAUAGUGGAGAAGUAUAUGCAGUUUUUUCAUAUGAAGCUCAACAAACUGAUGAACUUAGUUUUGUUGUAAAUGAUCGCCUAACAAUAUUAAGGAAAGGUGAUGAUGCUGAACGUGAAUGGUGGUGGGCAAAAAAUACAAAUGGAACAGAAGGUUAUGUUCCACGAAAUUUAUUAGGGCUUUAUCCUCGGGUUCCACUUCAGACAUCAAACUUCUCUGAUUAGCGAUUGUUUAAAUUUUGGGUUAGAAAAAAAUCUGGAAGAAUAAUAGGAAGACGUUAUAUUUCGAAAUAUAUAUAAAAUUACAAAACAACAAAACAAAUUAUUUAAAACAAAAAAAUAAAAACAGAAAAAAAAAAAAUAAGGAAAAAAUAGCACACAGAAGCAAAACAUUCACUCACACACACACACACAAACAUAUUGAUUUUUAUUUUAUUGUCUAAUAAUAAUAAUUAAAUAUUUUUUAAUACUAAUUAUAAUUUUGUUAUUUAUUUUUAUUCAUAAAAUAAUUUUAAACAGAAUUAAUUAGAAAUGCGCGUUAUAACAAAAAAACAAAAUAUAUUUUUACAAUAUUUUAAAAAAAAUUAAAAUAAUUUUAUUUAAUCACCAUGUUUUUUAUACAAAAAAAAAUGUUAGAAAUUUAAAAUAUUUUUGCAAAUAAGUUCCAAGUCAAAUUUAAAAUUAAAAUUUGGAGUUCUAUGCAUUUAAGCUAUGAAAAAAAACAUGUAAAUAAUUUUUUAAGAUAUUGUAAAAUAUGAGAAAAUUAAAGAAUGAAUAAAUAUUUGAAAAUAAUUUUAGCAUUCCUGUUAAAAUUAUAUUUCAAUAUAUAAAAAAAAAUAAUUAAUAAAAAUAAAGAGUUUAUGCGAUCCUUUUUAAAUGAAGGACUUUAAAUGUGACAGAUUUGAUUAGGUUACCGAAAUUUUUUAAGCAAAUUAUCCAUUUAUAUCAAUUUUUAAUGUCGAAUUUAAUAUUUUAUAUGCUUAGCUCACUUAUUUUAAAAUUAGUGAGUGCUAUUCCAAUUAAAUACUAUAAUUGUCAUUUUAAAAUAAAAAAAAAUUGUUGUUUUAAAUAAAAUAAUUUUUAUAUUAAUUAAAUACAUUUUAAAUACCCAUUGGAGGAACCCGAAAUUGCGGCCAGAAUGGAAACUAAUAUAGUACUUCAAGUUUUAAACAAAUUUUUUUAAAUUCGACAAAAAAAAAAAAAAUAAAAAAAUUUCAAUAAAUUCUAAUCAAUUUUCUUUCACAUUUUUCAUCUUUCAAAAGGAUUCCAAAAAAUCCAACAGAAAAAAGCCUUUCAGAGAAUAAUCAACUCUUAACAAAUUUCGUUAAUUGUUACUGCAAAUUUUCACUAAUAUACCAAACCUUAGGCUUUAUUUGUCAAUUUUCCUUCAAAACACCAGAGAAAUGGACAAUUUAAAACAAAAACAAACGAUUCAGACACAAACACCUUAACAAAAGUGAAUUUUUCACCCAUACGUACCGUAUGAAUGCAGUAACAAAGAAACAAAAUUGAAAAUAUGUAAAAAAAACAAACGACGCAAUAAAAUCAAAAAUAAAUAGGUAUAUAAAAAAAAAUUAAUUGAAAAUAGAAAAAUAAAAUAUAAAAAUUGUAAAAAAACAAAAA
This is a messenger RNA of Condylostylus longicornis, 5141 nucleotides long. It is a transcript of the gene ASPP, whose product is annotated as apoptosis-stimulating of p53 protein 1. The record is from RefSeq and is a predicted model, not a curated record. Lineage: Eukaryota; Metazoa; Arthropoda; Insecta; Diptera; Dolichopodidae. Gene Ontology annotation, biological process: regulation of apoptotic process. Gene Ontology annotation, molecular function: p53 binding. The transcript is spliced from 7 exons. Bases 150 to 3743 code for a protein of 1197 amino acids. Gene Ontology annotation, cellular component: nucleus.